CAUUGCCACACAGACCGCAGAGUCAAGGGGUCCAAAACACCCCCGCGACCUAAACCGUUACAAAUUCAAAUAUUAGCGAAAGUAUUGGAAGUUCGACAAUAGUCACCAUGAAGAUCACCAGGACCUUGUUAUUGUGCAUCUGCACCCUCACCCUUGCCGCAGCAGCCCCGACACCAGCCAGGGAUAGCAUCCAGCACGCUGAGUACGAGUACGACUACGACAACUCACAACAGGGACAAGCCCAAGAUCCCCAGGAGUCAGCCAGCCACUACGACGCUUACAUCCAAGAUGUGCAGGCAGCGGCGUCUGGCGGCGGCGGUGGUGCUAAAAAAGGCUUCAGUCAGGGCAGUGGGCUGAGAACCAUCGCUGUCGGAUCAGCCAAUCAGGCGAAGACUGCUCUAGGCAAUCAAGCUGCUGCAGCGUACCAAGCUGCUUACGUAGCCAAGAAUACUCUUGCCCAGUCAGCCGCCCAGGCCAGUGCCACAGCGCAGGCAGCGCUUGCUGGUAAACAGGUUAUCCUGUCUGGAUUGGAACAGCAAGUGAGAGAUGCCAAGGUUGGACUCCAGGGUGAGGAGAUGCAGCUGCAACAGGCGAAGAGAGCCGCUCAGGCUGCCGCCCAGGCCGCGCAACAAGCUAUGCACCAGGUGAGUGGCAUUCCGAACAAAAAUUUUUGGGAUUAUCAGAAUCGUAACUAAGACGCGCAAUGGAAAAGCGUGUUAUUUAAAGAUCAUUUAAUUUUUUUUU
This is a messenger RNA of Manduca sexta (tobacco hornworm), 744 nucleotides long. RefSeq lists its product as uncharacterized. The transcript is spliced from 3 exons. Bases 108 to 695 code for a protein of 195 amino acids. The record is from RefSeq and is a predicted model, not a curated record. NCBI's taxonomy places the organism in Eukaryota, Metazoa, Arthropoda, Insecta, Lepidoptera, Sphingidae.